Molecule: messenger RNA, 1400 nt
Organism: Scatophagus argus
Lineage: Eukaryota; Metazoa; Chordata; Actinopteri; Scatophagidae
Exons: 6
Coding region: 137-1240 (367 amino acids)
Biological process (GO): response to bacterium
Source: RefSeq, a predicted model, not a curated record
GCAAAUAGUUUACUGGAUGGGUGAGAGUGAGAGGAACUCUGUUUCACACCAGGUGAAGACCGGUGAAGCAGGAAAUGCUCUCUGACAGUCUGUGAUAACCAAUCAGAUGCAUUUGAGAGUCUGACCUAUCAGAAUCAUGGCACCAGCUUCACUCACUGAAAUGCCACCAAAUUUCAUAAUAAAAGACAGUGUGAAGAUGAUCGUGUUCUGCAUGACACUGGUUCUCCUUCAUCAAGGAUACACUCUGGUUCCAGUGACCACAGUUCAGCUUGGUGAACCUGCAACCUUCACUUGUACUUUCCUUGAUGAUAAGAUCAGCCAAAGACAGCUUCACUGGUACAAGCAGAGUGCCGGGGAUAACCUGAAAUCAAUUGUAACACUGCGGAAACAUGUAACCCCAAUGUAUGGAUCAGCGUUUUCUGCCUCUAGAAUGGAUGUAAAGGUUUAUGAGAAUAUGAGCAAUCUGACCAUAAGGAGCACAAUUUCAGAAGACGAGGGAAUGUAUCACUGUGCUGUCGUGGACUGGAUCCAAAUGACUUGGAGUGGGACCUAUUUAUUGUUCAAAGGAAACACUCAGAGGACAUCAAACUACACUGUUGUUCAGUGGCCGACAGUUUCUGAUCCAGUCCGUCCAGGAGACUCGGUGACUUUCCAGUGUUCGGUCCUCUCCGACUCUGACAGUAACAUGUGUCGAGGAGGUCGCAGUGUGUUCUGGUUCAGAGCCGGAUUAGACAAAUCUCAUCCAAACAUCAUCUACGCAGAUGGAAACAGACAUGAUGAAUGUGAAAUGAGAUCUGACACACAGAAAAGCUGUGUUUAUCGCCUCACUAAGGACAUCAACUCCACUGAUGCUGGGACGUACUACUGUGCUGUGGCCACAUGUGGAGAGAUAAUAUUUGGAGAUGGAAGCAAACUGGAUGUUCAAGGAACCAGUAUAUGGUCGUCGAUGGCUAAUGGAAUUAUUGUUCUGCUGUGUGCCGUCUUGGCUAUAAGCCUGACUGUGAUAGCCUUCCUUAUUUACACCAUCAAGAAAAACAAGUGUGAUUGUUGCAAUGCUGCUUUUGCCUUGCAAAAAAACAGCGGUGGUCACAAAAGUCAACGGAGCGAUGAGGGCAGGUGGAUUUAUUCUACUGUCAUCUUCACCAUGAUGAAAACUAACAGUGGUGCAAUAAAGGAUGCAAAAACACCUGAGAGAGAGAGGAUCUAUGCAGCUGCCGGGGCUUUUGGGUUUGAUUCAUGAGUUGACAGUGCAGGUUUUCAUCAAUUGGAUCUGUAUUAUCUAGUUUGUUAUUGGGUAAUGAUGUACAUCUCGCUCAAAUACAGUUGCAUGAAGGUUUGUUUGUACAUUUGCAUAAACUUUGAUCAAAAUAGAUAUAAUGAUGAAUAAAUAUUGAAAUGAA